Messenger RNA from Bacidia gigantensis, 1350 nucleotides. RefSeq lists its product as uncharacterized. Gene Ontology annotation, molecular function: nucleosome binding. Gene Ontology annotation, cellular component: Swr1 complex. Lineage: Eukaryota; Fungi; Ascomycota; Lecanoromycetes; Lecanorales; Ramalinaceae. The record is from RefSeq and is a predicted model, not a curated record. The coding region runs from base 1 to 1350 and encodes 449 amino acids. The transcript is spliced from 5 exons.
AUGCCUCGAGCCACUAAGCAACAAGAGCGUCCUUUACCAAGUAAGUCUUUGGUCGUAGAUAACGGAGGCUAUACGAUCAAGGCCGGAUUUGUCGCAGACAACCCAACUGAGGAUGAUUGCCAUGUAAUCCCAAAUUGCAUAGCUCGUGAUCGAGGAAAGCGACUUUGGGUGGGUUCUCAACUUGAGAAGUGCAAUGACUUUGGUGAGAUCGCUUUUCGAAGGCCUGUCGAAAAAGGUUAUUUAGUCAAUUGGGAGGCUGAGAAGGCUAUCUGGGAUCAAACAUUUAUUGAAAAGAGCGGACGAUUGCAGUGUGAUCCGCAGGAAACGAAUCUCAUACUGACGGAGUCGCCAAAUACACCCGCUGCCCUGCAAGCAAAUACUGAUCAAAUUGUUUUUGAAGAGUACGAGUUUGCCUCUUACUAUCGCUGUAUUGGUCCAUCGCUAAAUGCAUACAAUGAUAUUGCCCAGCUCUUUGAGGAUGGCGUGCCUGGUGCAAUCAGAAGUCAUUCGCCUGCUGAAUGCGUCUUGGUGAUUGACUCUGGAUUCUCUCAUACUACUAUAGCCCCAAUCUUGCAUGGGAGACCAAUUCAGCAGGCUAUUCGUCGGCUUGAUAUCGGAGGCAAGUUUUUGACAAACUACCUCAAAGAGCUUGUCUCUAUCCGCCACUAUAACAUGUUAGAUGAAGUGCAUCUUAUGAAUGAAGUCAAGGAAUCUAUUUGUUUCGUUAGUCAAGACUACAAACGAGAUCUCCAGAGGACUUGGAAGGGCUCGUCUACUACGCAAAAGACAGUUAGGGAAGGUGAGCGAGACAUUGUUGUUGAUUAUGUUCUACCAGACUACAAUUCCCACAAGAAAGGAUAUGCGAGGCCUCACGAUCCCUCAUUGAACGCCAAACUAAGGAAGAUCGGUGCGAUGACUGGCCCCAGCGAGGUAGCUGAGGAUUUUAUGACGCUUGGUAAUGAAAGGUUUACUGUGCCUGAGUUGCUUUUCAAUCCGAUGGAUGUUGGCUCACGGCAGCCUGGCAUUGCUGAGACAGCUAUUCAAAGUCUCUCUGCCGUGCCUACUGGGCUGUGGCCGGUGUUGCUGGCAAACAUUCUGGUUGUAGGGGGCAACACAAAGAUCGAUGGCUUCAUGCCGCGAAUCGAAGCCGAAAUCAGGCAAUUGGCGCCUGCUGAGUGUGUUGUCCGUGUUGCGAAAGCUGAAGACCCCAUCAAGUCAACAUGGCUAGGGGGCGCUCGUGUCGCCGGGAACAGAGCAGCUCUCUCUUCGCUGCUGGUGACCCGGCAGCAAUACCAAGAGAACGGAAGCGCUUGGCUUGCAAAGGUCUUCUCGGGACCCAAUGCUCGAUGA